CAGACUGGUGCGCUGGCGACUGAGUGAUUUAAGUCCGGCUCCUCACUAUAUUUGCUAGAUGCUAGUCAUUUGCAUAUCUGUACUGUGCAUUUUAUCGUCACGUGAAUGUAUAUGAUCAUUUGCUUGGGCUUUCAUGGAGCGUUAUAGCAGCAUAUGGAAUAUUUCGAACUGACCCACAGCAAUGAAGGCAGGCUGUGUUACUGUGAUCGCCUGGCUUCUCUGGCUGAGGACUGCGAAGUGUUACGCACCCCAGUCCCUGGGGACUCCCGAUUCGCAUCGCUUUAAAAACGUUGCUGGAAUAAUUGAGCCCCGUUCGUCUGAAAAUACUGUUAACACAAGCUCUCUUGGUCUGCUUGAAGCGACUAGUCGGUCAAUUGAGUGUCAUAACGUAGUGCAGCUGAAUGGGUCCCAGUGGUGUUCAUUUGUAAAAACUACUGAAGACUGCAAAACUGGAAGUGGCUUUAUUGACUACCUCAAAGGUGCUGUUUGUGGGUUUUACCAUAAUCUGCUACCGCUGGCUAUCAUUCUUUAUGCUGUUUGGUUGUUCUACCUAUUCAUGUUCCUUGGAAUAACAGCUGAAAAAUUCUUUUGUCCAAACCUGGCUGCCAUAUCUACAAGUUUAAAGUUGUCACAUAAUGUGGCUGGUGUAACUUUCCUUGCCCUUGGUAAUGGAGCUCCUGACUUAUUCAGUGCAAUUGCAGCCUUUUCUGAUUCUAGAACAGCAAGCCUGGCAAUUGGAGCUUUGUUUGGUGCUGGUAUAUUCGUGACCACAGUUGUCGCUGGAGGUGUUGGCUUUGCAAGACCAUUUAUAAUCGCAUCCAGACCCUUUCUUCGAGAUGUAAUAUUCUAUAUGGCUGCAGUUUUCUGGGCUUUCCUAGUCAUCUAUUAUGGGCGUAUUGAUUUGGGGCAAGCACUUGGUUACUUGGUACUGUAUGCAGUUUAUGUGCUUGUGGUCAUUGUAAGCAGUAUAAUUUACAAGAAGAGCAAAAAUCAGCUACAAAAUUCUCUUUGCAACAGUCAUCCGGAAAUUUGUGACACUGAGGAUGCAGUUCCAACAUGCACCAGGAGGCUCAUGCAUGAAGACUCGAGCGAAUAUCAGUCCUUAAUUGAAAAUGAAGAACCCAAAUCUACAAAAUCCAUUUUGGCGGACUCUCUUAAUCCCAUUGACCUUCAGAAAUGGAGGAGGAAACAUCUGCCCUGGAAGAUUUUCAAAUGCCUGAAGCUGCCAAUAGAGUUUCUGCUUCUACUUUGCAUUCCCGUGGUUGACUUUGACCAAGAUGACCACAACUGGAAGCGGCCCCUGAAUUGUCUGCAAAUAGUUACUGGCUCGCUUGUCUGCAUCCUGGUAUUUAAAUCAGGCUAUUAUGGAUUACUACUCAUCCAUGGCCACCUUCCUGUAUGGAGUCUUACUCUGGUGAUUUCGUUGAUCUUGGCAUCUAUAGUUUUCUUCUCCACAAAGAAUGAGGAACCACCAAAGUUUCACUGCGCAUUUGCUUUUAUUGGGUUUCUCUUCAGCAUCGUAUUGAUCAACUGUAUAGCCAUUGAGAUUGUCAAUCUCUUGCGCUCCAUUGGAAUAAUUUUUAACCUAAGUAAUACAGUACUGGGAUUGACGUUACUUGCCUGGGGAAACAGUAUCGGAGAUUUGUUCUCUGACAUCACAAUAGCCCGACAAGGAUAUCCACGUAUGGCUAUUGCUGCAUGCUUUGGUGGGAUAAUAUUUAACAUGCUGUUUGGUAUAGGCCUAAGCUCUCUAAUUCAAAUGCCCUACAACAAUAAUGUUCUUGAGAUCAAACGUGACAGCCUCCUGGAUUGGAUUCUAGUUGGAUCACUGGGUUUAAGUCUUGUAAUGUCAUUCGUAUUAAUCCCACUUCAAGGUUUUAAAUUCACACGGGCAUAUGGCAUUGUUCUUAUUUCAUUUUAUAUAUUAUUUGUUAUGAUUGCACUAUUGACUGAAGCUGAAAUUAUACAUAUUUAAA
This is a messenger RNA of Mobula hypostoma (lesser devil ray), 1976 nucleotides long. RefSeq names its product solute carrier family 8 member B1 (gene slc8b1). The transcript is spliced from 16 exons. The coding region runs from base 182 to 1975 and encodes 597 amino acids. Gene Ontology annotation, biological process: calcium export from the mitochondrion; intracellular calcium ion homeostasis. Gene Ontology annotation, molecular function: calcium:sodium antiporter activity. Gene Ontology annotation, cellular component: membrane. Lineage: Eukaryota; Metazoa; Chordata; Chondrichthyes; Myliobatiformes; Myliobatidae. The record is from RefSeq and is a predicted model, not a curated record.